AUGUCAUCUAAUAAUCUUUCUUCAAAUCCUCAUCGUAAUCUCAUCACUUCUUUCCAUUUCUAUAAAAAUCUCUCAUAUUUUGAAGAACUGAACCAAACUUAACUAACAUAAACAUGGCUGAAGUAGUGAGGAACAAGAGGGUUGUUCUGAGGAACUAUGUCACUGGUUUCCCCAAAGAAUCAGACAUGGAAAUUGUGGAAGGAACCAUAACUUUGAAGGUUCCAGAAGGUUCCAAGGAGGUGCUGCUCAAGAACCUCUACUUGUCAUGUGAUCCUUUCAUGAGGAAUCUCAUGAACAAGCCCCAAGGCACUGAGACCAGCAGUGGCCUUAACUAUACUUCUGGAUCUGCAAUAGGUGGGUUUGGUGUGUCCAAGGUGAUAGAUUCUGGAAGCCCAGAUUAUAAGUAUGGGGAUUUAGUAUGGGGGCUUACUAAAUGGGAGGAGUACAGCUUGGUCCCUUCAUCUCAAAUAAUCUCCAAAAUUCAGCACACUGAUGGUGUUCCACUUUCUUACUAUACUGGAAUUCUUGGCAUGCCAGGAGUGACUGCUUAUGCAGGUCUCUUUGAAGUAGGCUCUCUCCAAAAAGGGGAGAGAGUUUUCGUUUCGGCUGCUUCCGGCGCAGUCGGCCAACUUGUCGGACAAUUCGCUAAACUUACAGAUUGUUAUGUUGUGGGAAGUGCUGGAAGUAAAGACAAGGUGGAUCUGUUAAAGAAUAAAUUUGGAUUUGAUGAAGGUUUUAACUAUAAAGAAGAGCCUGACCUCAAUGCAGCUUUGAAGAGGUAUUUUCCGGAAGGCAUUGAUGUUUACUUUGAGAAUGUGGGAGGAAAGACGCUUGAUGCCGUGCUCCUCAACAUGAGAGUCCAGGGUCGCAUACCGGCUUGUGGAAUGAUAUCGCAGUAUAAUCUAACUCAACCGGAAGGUGUAACGAAUUUGGCUAACAUUGUAUAUAAGAAGAUUCGUAUGCAGGGUUUUCAUUUCUUCGAUUAUGUUAACCUGUAUCCAAAAUUCUUGGAGUUUGUCCUCUCUCAUCUCAAAGAAGGGAAGAUUGUUUAUGUGGAAGACAUAGCUGAAGGUCUUGAGAACGGCCCUGCAGCCUUGGUUGGCCUUUUUAGCGGUCGCAAUUUCGGAAAACAAGUGCUUCUUGUUGCUCCUGAAUAAAAACAUAUGCUUAACACACAUGGUUUAAAUAUAAAUGCUUUAAAGACAUAGAUGCUUGUUUUUAAGUAUUUUUCUCUUUUUGGUGGAUGAUGGAGUGUAACAAAAUGUGUAUUGCAUUUGCACUCAUCCUCCUCAGCUAUGUAGUAAUGUACUGUGAAUUGUGUGGACUACUGUACAACCGUAGUAAUAAUGUAUAUACAAAGGGGAUCCUCCCAUAAAGACACAAAAAAUGUCUUUUUUUUUU
Messenger RNA from Arachis ipaensis, 1401 nucleotides. RefSeq names its product 2-alkenal reductase (NADP(+)-dependent). The record is from RefSeq and is a predicted model, not a curated record. Lineage: Eukaryota; Viridiplantae; Streptophyta; Magnoliopsida; Fabales; Fabaceae. Gene Ontology annotation, molecular function: 2-alkenal reductase [NAD(P)H] activity.